UUCGUCGCGUUUAACGUCGCGCAUAUUCGUUCGAAAGAAUACCCCAAUACUUCGUUGCGUUCAUCCGCGAAUCAUAGCGCUGCGUGGACAUUUCCUAUCCUCUCGAAUAAUCCUUUUAUAAUAUCCGUUUUGAAUAAAUUUAACGACGAAGGAUUAAGAUUUGUAUAAAAAGCUAUUCGUUUUUAAAUAUGGAUAAAAGAUGGAUUCGGACAAUGGAACGGAAGAAAAAAAGAUCAAUUAUGCAGAGAUUACGAAAGAUUUUUAUUUUAAACUUAUAAUUAAUCUUGCACGUAAAAGGGAUCCCUUUUGAUCAAACGAGAUCAUUAUUCGGAAAUGUUUCGUUAUUAGUCACCGAUGUUAUACGUAUAUUCGAGAACGAUUUAAAGCAAACAAUAUCAUUAUCUGGCUGUUGGCCGGUCCGCGUUUUUAUUCUUCAAAAUAUUCUUCGCCGUUUCACAAUUUGAUAAACAAAUGCACGUGCUCACUGUUUUCAAGAACGAACCUAUUAAUAUUAUCGAAAAUCAUAAAGCGAGGGAAUGAAAUGGAAACGUCUUUAUUGUAAAAUAAAAUUAUUUAAUUAAAUUCGAAAUUCGUACGAUUUAAUUGAAAAGAUAACGCAGAUUAGAGACAAAAGAUAACGAGAACAAUUAACAAUAAAACACGUAGCUUGUAUGACCCAGUGAAAUAUAAUGUGCAUAAACUGUCUGAAAAUUACGCGAAACAACAGGAUGACAGAGAGAAUCGAGAAUGAGAUGAGACUUCGAGAACAUCGAAAUAAAGAAUCGAACGAAACUUAACCUCUCUCUCGUAAGAUAAAUCCAUGGUAUGCGCAACUGUGGAAUUGAAGUAGCCUUAAAAUUAUAUAGCGCAAAGACAGGGGCGCCACAAUACGAUUCCGUUCAUCGAUAAUACGAUCGAGUCGAUAAUCAGGAAACGAAUUAACAUCAAUUAGAACGAACUUUACAAGUUUAACCGAAUCGAUAGGAGCCACUCCUUGAGCUGAAGUACAUCAUUCUCUGGCGAACGUACAAAUCGCGCGAUACGACCGUUUUCCAAUCAGUGUAAUCGGUUUAAUCAUUUACGCGGCGCUGUACUACACUCUACUUAAUUCUAUGCGAGUCCUUGAAGUCCAACCAUGGCACGGCCCCUAAUUCAACUUCGUACAGGUACAUGGUUGUAUAGGUGCAUUAUUAUGGGUAAUCUUUCGGCUCGCUUUGUAAAUUUUUUCUCAACCGACCAUAUCCUUGACGAGGAGACGAUCGCCACUUACAUAGAGUUGACAUAUUUGAACAAGAAUGAAAUAUAUCGCGUGAUCAAUCUGCUCGACAAUGUGAAUCCUGGAAAACUUCGUCAGAAUCCCCAUCAUCGGUUCACCAUUGACGAGAUCGAGACAAUAUUUCCGCAACUUCGAUGCAGUCCAUUUCGUGACUCCAUAUAUCGAGUAUUCUCUUCGAAGAAAGACGAACGAUUGAGUUUGGAAGAUGUUCUGGACUUGUGCUCGGCCUUCUCCGAACAUUGCCCCGACAACGUUCGCGCCACUUGGGCGUUUUACGUGUUUGAUUUGAACGGCGACGGUGAAAUCUCAUCGAACGAUUUAAUCGAAACUGUGCAGAGGCUGAUGUGGCCCCACCAGAACGAGUACGGGGGCAUUGAUACGGCCGAGGCGGAACACGUCGCGCGAAUAAUACUUCAAGAGAUGGUGUUCAAUCGACAGGGAAGCAUUUCCUGCGAAGAAUUUAUACGUUUCUCCUCGAGAAUUUCAGAAUUCUGGUCAUCGUUUCGCUUUAAAAUUUAAUUACGCUUACAUCACGGUAAUUUAUUUCUGUAAUUUCGAUAUUCGUAUCAAAGCAAACGAAUAACUUUAUAUCUGGAAUUUCGUACGCGUCCAUAUCACGUAUUACAUAAUUAACUAACAAUUAUGUAACAGUUUCAAAAAGGUAUUGUCGCGAAUUAAUUCCAUUCGAAUCGGGAUUAUCGUUCAUUUUUGACGCAAGGAUGGAUCUAUCCACCGAUCCCUGGGCUCGAUACGAAUUUUUCGAGAAAGUUGUUUUCCAAAAAACAUUUUACACUUUUCCCCUAUUGGCAAUCGUCCACAUCUAGGGCGUGAAAACAACCUUUCGAAUUUGAGAACGAAAAAAUAUUUUUCUUUAAUAUCUCGUCAACUAUUCGAAUAUUGAAAAUUAUAUAUUUUUCAAUGAUAAAUAUAAUUGUGUAUGUUUGUAAAACGUUCCAACAAGUUUUUCUAUUAUAAUAUAAUUUUCCUUUCGUUGUACUUAAUUUAAUUAUCUUAAAUUGACGAUAAAAUAAAUAUAUCUAUCAGACUACGAUUAAGAAUAGUGAGAUAGAUAAAAGAGAGAGAUUAAUAAAUUUGUUGCUCGUAUAUUCAAGGAAUACAUAUAUUCAUAAACGAAA
Messenger RNA from Apis cerana (Asiatic honeybee), 2412 nucleotides. RefSeq names its product calcium and integrin-binding protein 1. Gene Ontology annotation, molecular function: magnesium ion binding; calcium ion binding. The record is from RefSeq and is a predicted model, not a curated record. Lineage: Eukaryota; Metazoa; Arthropoda; Insecta; Hymenoptera; Apidae.